ACGUCAACGUCAUUCAAUUCAAGAAUGGUUAAAAAAGUUAACAACUGGGCCUGGCCUCUAACUCGACUCAGUUUUUACGCGAAGAAACCUUGAACAAACAAGUAAUUGAUCGAGUGAAUCAGAUAAUAAGUACUCCAACCUCAUACCUCCAUUAAUAGUCAUAGUUUCACUCAGUAAUGAUAGAAAUACUGCGAGCGGAACAUCGAUGAUCUCGUAUCAAAACUAUUGAAGUUUUAUGAGGAACUCUACGGCUACACAAACUACGGUAUGGAGACACCAACCCCAACAACUACUCCAGGGGACUGUUUUCAAAAUGUGUUUCAGCACAUGGACUCUCUAUCAUCACCAUGUGCUGACUCUGACUUUGACGAGAGUCUUGCAGUGCCGGAGUCCCUCUCAGUGAUUGAUUUGGAGAAACACAAAGAAGAAACAGAUGCAAGUGCCCCACAAGCUACCUCAGUGCCAUACAGUAUUAUACACGCGCCGCCUAUCAAAUUCAAUUCGGUGCACAGGAAAGUGUUCAUUCCGGGUGUUGAAAUAAAGGUCAGAUUCGAGGAGAACGAGAGAAGCGUUACUACACAUUUACUCAAUCCUAAUUUAUACACAAUAAGUCUUGAACAUGGCGACUUCACGUGGAAGAUCAAAAAGCGUUACAAACACAUCCUGUAUCUACACCAACAACUGUCCUUAUACAGGGCGUCCCUAAAAAUACCAUUCCCAACCAAAACGCACAAGUCGAGACGAGCCAGUUUUAAAAAUACGUACGAAAGUGAGGAAAAAGCAGAAAGAGUGGCGCUUGAAGCCGUGGCGAGGAAGAACUCGAAUAAACGUCGUGAAGCAAGACCUCGGAAAAGAAAAGGUGCAUUGCCUAGGUUUCCUAAGAAACCAGAGGUAAUGGUGACAUACGAAGGGAUACAGUUACGGAUGAAGCAACUCGAGGAAUAUUUGUUUAAUCUACUCAAUAUCUCUAUUUAUAGAAAUCAUCAUGAAACAGUGAAAUUCCUGGAAGCGUCUCAUCUGUCCUUUAUCUCGGAUCUGGGCCCAAAAGGCAAAGAGGGGAUGGUUCAGAAACGCACCGGCUCAACCCGCCCCGGGCAGGCGGGGUGCAACUGCUUCGGUCUACUCGGAAAUAUGGUGUGUGUCAGGUGUAACUAUUUCUGCACCGGGCUAGUGUGUGCAAAGUGGCAGGAGCGAUGGUUCUUUAUCAAGGACACGUUUUUCGGCUACAUCCGACCGAGUGACGGCAUCAUCAAAGGUGUUAUGCUGUUUGAUCAGGGGUUUGAAGUAUCAAGCGGCAUGUAUUCAACGGGUCUCAGUAACGGACUGCAAAUACUAAACAACAGCAGACAAAUGGUCAUCAAAUGCUGGACCAAGAGGAAAAGCAAGGAGUGGAUGCAAUAUUUGAAAACUGUUGCUAACCAAUCUGCGCGAGAAUUCACCCAGCCAAACGUGCACCAGUCGUUCGCGCCGCCGCGGGCUGGUACUCCAGUCGGUGCGCUGGUAGACGGCUCCGCGUACCUCUCCGCUGUGGCCGAUGCGAUGGAGCUGGCCCGGGAGGAGAUCUUCAUAGCCGACUGGUGGCUCAGCCCAGAAAUAUACAUGAAGAGGCCCGCCUUGAAUGGAGAUUAUUGGAGAUUGGACACCAUUUUGAAACGGAAGGCGGCGCAAGGCGUGAAGGUGUCCAUAAUGCUGUACAAGGAGGUGGAGAUGGCACUCGGUAUCAACAGUUUCUACAGUAAAAGUAGAUUAGCUAGUGAAAACAUUAAGGUAUUCAGACAUCCGGAUCACGCGAAAGUGGGCGUGUUCUUCUGGGCGCAUCACGAGAAGAUAGUCGUGGUGGAUCAGACUGUCGCGUUUGUGGGCGGCAUCGACCUGUGCUAUGGCCGCUGGGACGAUCACAGGCACAGACUGACGGACCUCGGCAACAUAGCGCAACCGAAGACGUCUAUAAAAUCGAAGAAGAUCACCUCCAGCUCGCCCGGCGCCGGCCUGUACCUGCCACAGACCAACGGCAUAGAGGCGGCACUCGAGUUAGCCAAAUCAUCCAGAGACGUUGUUAUAGGACUUAAUAUACCAAUAGAAGAAGACUUACAAGUGACCAAUGAAGCAGAAUCAAAAGAAGUAGAAGACAUUCCAAAACCUGAAUCUCUAGUAUUAGAACCCGAAGACCAACUGUUGCAACAACUUGGCACACCAACUGAGACCAAAGUUGACGGUUUUGAACAGAAACGUAAUGUUAUAGACAAAAUAACUGUUAGAGGGAAAGAGUUCAUAAGCAUCAUCUACCCACCGUACGAAGAAGAACUGAAUGAACAGAAAUUUGACGAUUCUGAAAGGAAAAAGGCGGAAAAGUACGCGAGGUCUAACGAUGAAGUGUUACUAACCGACGCUUUAGGUAUCAAACAUAGGUCGAUCACCGAACCUGCCCCCCUAGCGCAAGUGGUCGAAGGCAGAGUGAUCACUGAAACCACCAAAAAGGCUUUGGAAGAUGUUGAAGGGAACUCCAAACUGUGGAUAGGAAAGGACUAUGUUAACUUUAUUGUUAAAGACUUUAAUAAUUUGGAUCUGCCAUUUGUAGACUUAGUGGAUAGGAACACAACGCCCAGAAUGCCGUGGCACGACGUCGGCGUGGUCGUGCAAGGAGCAGCCGCGCGAGACGUGGCCAGACAUUUCAUACAGCGGUGGAAUGCUAUCAAAUUGGAAAAAGCCAGACAGAACGUAAACUACCCGUACCUAUUACCAAAAUCAUACACCGACAUCAAGCCAUUGCAAGACUUGGACAAACUGCUACCCUUCGAUAUGGUCAAUGCCUCGUGUCAGGUCCUUCGCAGCGUGUCGUGCUGGUCGUGCGGCUUCCUGGACCCCGACACGGUGGAGCAGAGCAUCCACGAGGCGUACGUGGACACCAUCAAUCGCGCGCAGCACUACGUCUACAUCGAGAACCAGUUCUUCAUCACGCUCUCGCGCACCAGCCAGACUGUGAGGAAUCAGAUCGGAGAAGCACUGUAUAACCGUAUAAUGCGAGCGUACCGCGCCAAGGAGAAGUUCCGAGUGUUUGUUGUGAUGCCGCUGCUGCCCGGCUUCGAGGGCGAGGUGGGCGGGCCCUCGGGCACCUCGCUGCACGCCGUCACGCACUGGAACUAUCAGAGCAUAUGCAGGAGUCGUGAAGCAAUCAUCACCCGUCUGUACGAGGCGGGUGUCCCCGACCCGUCCGAGUACAUCACGUUCCACGGCCUGCGCACGCACUCGGUGCUGGACGGCGAGCCGGUCACCGAGCUGGUGUACGUGCACUCCAAGCUGCUGCUGGCCGACGACAGGUUCCUCAUCUGCGGCAGCGCCAACAUCAAUGACAGGAGCAUGAUCGGGAAGCGGGACUCGGAGAUCGCUGUGCUUUUGCAGGAUGAACAGUUCGACGAUGGUGUCAUAAACGGCAAGCCGUACCCCUGCGGGCGCGUGGCGGGGGGACUGCGCAAGCGACUGUUCCGGGAGCACCUGGGGCUCAUGGACGAUGACGUCAGCAGACUGGGCGUGGGCCUGGACGACCCCUGCUGCGACAGCUUCUACAGAAACGUGUGGAAGGCCACCUCUACGCGAAACACGGAGAUAUAUGAGGAGGUUUUCAAUACGAUACCAACGGACGCAGUGCACACAUUCGCCGAACUGAAGAAGUAUCAAGAGGAGCACAGCCACACUCUGUGGCACACGGACCCGGCGCUGGCCAACAGGAAGAUAGACCUCAUCCAGGGCUUCGUGGUCGACAUGCCGCUGGACUUCCUGUGCAACGAGACACUUACUCCGCGGAACACGUCCAUGGAGGGUAUGAUGCCGACGAGUUUGUGGACGUAGACGCAUCUCUUAUUGACCAUAAACAAUAGAUAAAACGACAAAGAGAAAAUAAAAUAAUCGGUAUAAAUAUAAUUUAAAAAAUAGUUGCGCUGGAAUAUUUUGACUUUGCCACUUGUCGUUAUUAACUUAUUUACGGCUCACUGCUGAGCUUGAGUCUCCUCUCAGAAUGAGAGAAUUUAGACCAAUAGUCCACCACACUGGCCCAAUGAGAAUUGGCAGACUUCACACACGCAGAGAAUUAAGAAAUUCUCUGGUGUGCAGGUUUCCUCACGAUGUUUUCCUUCACCGUUUGAGGCACGUGAUAUUUAAUUUCUUAAAAGUGGAUGCACAGUCAGCGUACAAAGAACGUCCCCACUUAAUGAGUGCCAAACACAACUUCUUGGCACUCAAUUCAAGCAGUCGCAUUUGCAAAUUCUACCUCGUUAAAUUCUCCUAAGUUAAAAUUGCUCUUAAUUUGGGAUAUUAUUGUAUUCGUAUUAUAUUUAAAAGUGUUUAGGUAUAAUUUUCUUUACCAAUAAUUCUAAAACUGUCAUAAGCAAAAUUGGCCAGUUUUUAAGUGAAAUGUUCUAUAUGAUUGUGCGUCCUUUUAUUAUAUGAGGUCAAUAAAAGUUGGUCACUUUCGUGACGAUGAAAUAUUUUCAAUUCUGCCGCUAUUGGUCAACACUAUUUCUCCCAUUAUGUAAUAAAAUACAUUGUUGACGUACGCGUAAGCGUACAGAUUAUGAUUGGAUUUACUCGUAUUUUGUCAUUUAGAUUAGAAAUAACCUCUACAAAUACGUCCAAAAGCCUACAUUCUGACAUUUUAUAAAUGCUACUUUAUGGUGCUUUAAUUUUUAGAUGUUUUUAUAAAAAAACUUUUUUUUAUUCUAUUACACAUCGAUUUUAUUUAUUAAAUUUUCGAUAUUUUAUCAUGUUGUCUACUUAAAUUUAUAAAGAAUGCUUAUUAUUUAUGACAAUAUUAAAUUUAUAUUAGAUUUUAUAAUAUGUUAAAUUAUGACAAUACGUAUUCAUUACUUAUCCUAGCUUUUAAUACACAUUCCGUUCUUUGUUCUAUCUACCUCCGUAAUUAAAACUUAUUUUAAUUUUGAUACUUAUUUAGUAAAUACCAAUUAUAAGUGUAAAAGUUAUUAUUAUAUUCAAUAUUUUUAUGACAGUGUAAAACAAUUUGGCCAGAAGACAGUGUUUUUGUAAUAUAAAAUAUAAAAUAAUGAAUUAAUAAAUUAUUUUGUAAUAAAAAUACGAAUGAUUUAAAAUGACAUACAUAAUGUUUACAUGGAGAAAAUGAUUUUCAAUAAAUAAAACUAUUUUAUGAGAUUAUAUUGUUAACUUUAAUUUACAUAUUCAUAAUAAUAAUUUAUGUUGUGUUACAUUUUAUAGAGAUUAAGUAGAAAAUAAUGUAAUUAAGAUAUAAAAUGAUGAUCAAAUAAUUAUCUUUCAAGGUAAUAAUAUUUAAAUACCAUUUAUUACUUGUAUGUUAAACACAAUAAAGGUUAUACGUUACAUCACAACUAUGUUACAAUAUUUCUUAUUAAACACUAGCGGAACUCCGCGGUUGCAUCGGCGUAGUUCCCAAUCUCAUGAAAAUACAAACAAACAAAUCUUACCUCCAUAUAAUAUUGAUUAGAUAUGAAAAGUUUGCCAUCAGUUUCGUAAUAGUAGGGGAGCCUGGGGUGCUAAGUUAUUUGUUUUUAAAUUUUGUAGAUUAGAUGAUAGAAAGAAUAAAUGGUUAUAUACGUUAUGAAAAAUGCAGACUUUAAAGACAAUAGGGAUGAUGACAGUUUUUUAAAUUGUAUAUAAAUUAAGAGUAUACUAAUAGCAAAGCAAUUUUGUAAAAGGAACAGGGUAUCUGCGAUCAUUACUUUCGGAGCUACAGGGAUUUAAAGAGUCAGAUUUGCGGCGCUGCCGCGGAUCCCUGAAAAACGCCCCAUACAAAAUGGCUCGAAAUAAUGACGUCAUAGGCAAUGUAAUGAUCGUUAGAUUUGUAUGCGCGUUCAAACAAAAUUACUAAUAUCUUUGUGAUUUGUGCGUUUAUGCUCAUAGUUCAUAUAUUAAAAAAUGUCACAUUUAAUGUAAGGAAGCUAAAACUGUAUGAAUUUUCAUCUAAAUACGGUAAAAUAUUUUUAAUAGUUUUUGAAAUUUUAUAAUCUCAUUUAUUUUGUAAAUAUCCAGACAAUCUUUGCUUUUUAUGUAUAAAUUAGUUAACAUUGACCCUAUUUACCCGAAUGUAUCAUAAAAAUCAAUAUAUUCAAACCUAGUCAUCAUCCCCAUUCUUAUUACUUUGGCUUAUUGAAAUCAUCAGAAAACAAGCGAUUAAUCAGGAGAUUAUUUCAUUCAAAAUAAGUAAAAAACUAACCGCUAUCGUGGCUCGAUAACCGAAAUAUAAAUUUUAUUUUGUAACUUUGGAACCUUCCCAUUCCAUUACGUUACGCUCAAAUCGUCGUACUCUCAAAAUGGACACCUUUUAGCUAUCAACUCACCUACCUUAUCUUAAUCUGACGUGCUGGUUGAGUAUUUCAGAAGUUAGUUUUUUUUGGUUGCCCUAAUCGCACCCACUAACUUAAGGGCACUACUUUGUGGAGGUACUGAACAACAUGCAAGGUGCCGCGCUCGAGUAACUGCAAAAAAUCCCUCUUCGGCUCCCCUACUAUAAUCUGUGCCCUAGGAUAAACGAUAAUAGACGAAUAGUUAGUGAAAAGCACUUUGAAAGGUUUUAUAAAAUAACAUCUGAAUUAUUUUUCGAAAAGCAUCUCAAUUUGA
This is a messenger RNA of Bicyclus anynana (squinting bush brown), 6603 nucleotides long. RefSeq names its product phospholipase D2 (gene Pld). The record is from RefSeq and is a predicted model, not a curated record. The transcript has 21 exons. NCBI's taxonomy places the organism in Eukaryota, Metazoa, Arthropoda, Insecta, Lepidoptera, Nymphalidae. Gene Ontology annotation, biological process: cell motility; intracellular signal transduction; phosphatidic acid biosynthetic process. Gene Ontology annotation, molecular function: D-type glycerophospholipase activity; phosphatidylinositol binding. The coding region runs from base 268 to 3846 and encodes 1192 amino acids.